This is a messenger RNA of Eublepharis macularius, 3579 nucleotides long. RefSeq names its product non-SMC condensin II complex subunit H2 (gene NCAPH2). The transcript has 20 exons. Gene Ontology annotation, molecular function: chromatin binding. Gene Ontology annotation, biological process: mitotic sister chromatid separation; meiotic chromosome condensation. Lineage: Eukaryota; Metazoa; Chordata; Lepidosauria; Squamata; Eublepharidae. Bases 39 to 1955 code for a protein of 638 amino acids. The record is from RefSeq and is a predicted model, not a curated record. Gene Ontology annotation, cellular component: nucleus; condensin complex.
UCGAAAUCCGUCCCGGGGCUGUCCCGGCCGCGGCGGCCAUGGAGGACCCGGACCCGGACCCGCGCCUCCUGGCCUUCCUGCAGCCCAUCCGCGACCUCACCAAGAACUGGGAGGUGGACGUGGCGGCCCAGCUGGGCGAGUACCUGGAGGAGCUGGAGCAGAUACGCAUUUCGUUCGAUGGCGGCAAAACCACCAUGAACUUCAGUGAGGCAGCACUGCUGAUCCAAGGCUCAGCCUGCAUCUACAGUAAGAAGGUGGAGUACCUCUACUCUUUGGUUUAUCAGGCGCUCGACUUAAUCUCCAAUAAGAAGCGGGAGAAGCUGCCAACAUCUGUGGGAGAAGAUGGGGUAGACGCAGAUGUCAGCACCGGGCCAGCAUCGGAAGAGGAAAAGUUCCUGUCUCUGGAUGACAUUCAAGAGAGCAGCAGAGCAAGCAUGGACUUGAGGGAUAACCACCGGCACAGCGCAGUCAGUGUCGUCCCCUUGACUCCAAUGGCCCUGGUUCCCCCAGAGGAAGCAGAAAAGAAGGGCAAUCCCCUGUUUAGCCGGAAAGGGGAGAUCUUGGCGAGCCGGAAGGACUUCUGCAUGAACACAUGCACCCCUCAUGCCAACGGCGCCUUCAUGGUGGAGCUGGCAGGACUCUCACCCACACAGUGCCCACCUGGGAGGAAUGACGAAUGGGACGGUGGCAACUCCGUGGGAGCCCAGCGUCUUGCCCCAGCGGCUGUUUCUGCCCCCAUGGAGAUCAGUGGGUGUGAGAUGCCAGUUCUUGCCCUGAACUUCUCUGGGGAAGGAGCAGACGCAGCAGAACCCGCGUGCGAUGACGACGAUGACAGAGGCGUCGGCGACUUCUUGCUGGAUGACUCGCAUGGAGGCCCAGAUGCUCCUGCAACGGCCGUGGAACACGCUCUGCCCCAUGCGAGUGUCCCCCAAAGGAAAGGAUACAUGUUGCGGGAGAGACCUCCGGCCCCAGAGGCCAAUGCCCCUGUAAAGGAGACGCUGGACCCCUGGCACAGCCUGGACCCCUUCAGCUCCUCAGAUGAGAAGCCCCUGAAGAAAGGCAAGCCAUUCACGGUGCCUCGAAGCCUGGAUGACCUGCCGGGCACCAAACGGAAGAGGAGGAUGUCUGGCAAACUGCAGGAAUUCACCAAGUGGUUCUCGGCCACAGAGCACAACAGAGCUGACAACCAGAGAAGCAAGAAGAAAGGCCCGACGUUUGCCGAUCUGGAAAUCCUGUACUGGAGGCACGUGAAGGAACGCCUGGCCGCCCAGAGGAAGUUGCACAGGCGGAUGUUAGAGCGAGGGUUACUGCUGGCCCCAGCGCAGGAGGAGCUGCCCCUUGAAGAGGAAGAGGCUGACCCACCAGAGGAGGAGCGAGACGAUGGCGCCCUGGAUAACGCCAUGGACGAUGGAGGAGAAGAUGAUUUUCUGGAACAGCCCGAUAUUCCACCACUAGAAGCCACAGAGGAGGCGGCGCCAGAGGGUCUCCACGAACCCCCUGACUGCCUCAGUUAUGAGGAACUGGUACGGAAGAACGUGGAGCUGUUCCUUGCCCAUUCCAAAAAGUAUGCUCGAGACACGAUGCUCUCGCGGCGCUUCCAGGACUGGGAGGAGAAGAUGCGGCCGCAGCUGGAGGAGCAGGAAGCGCACGAAGCCUUCGACAUCCACCGCUACGGGGACCGCUUGGUGUCCCGCCUGGGCCAGGUGGGCGAGUGGCGCUCCUUUGCCAGCCUGGUGGCUGGGCAGCCGGCCUUCGAGGUCUGCCGCUGCCUGCUGGCCUCCCUGCAGCUUGCCAACGACUACACCGUGGAAGUCUCCCAGCAGCCUGGCCUCGAGGAAGCGGUGGACACCAUGGGCUUGCGCCUGCUGAGCCGGGAAAAGGCCCACGAGCGCUUCAAGACGUACUUGGCCCCCUCCCUUGCCCAGCCGGGACCUCUCUCCUCCCCACCUGUGUGAUCAUCUAUCUCCUCUUUGUGCAGUUCCUCCAGCCUUGGUCCCACCCUUCCUGCCGCUCCCAGGAGCAUCUGGCCCAGCUCCUCGUUGCCAAUUUGCUUUGCCGCAAUAAACUCCUUGUGUAUUGGGUGUGUCAUUGCUGGGCCCUUUGGAGUCUUAGGCCCCUCCUCCUCCGAGAGGGGGUGCAGCUCAGCAGUCCCCCGGCCCUCUCCAUGCAGGCCCAGGGACCAGUGCUCUGCCUGCCCUCCGGCCAGAAGGGCUGUGGCUGUGGAUCGCCUGCCUCGGCAUCGCUAAACACCCAGCUUGAGUGCUGCGCGGCCAGUCCUGUGGUGGAGGAGGGAAAGGAAGGCCGGGGCAUCGCCUGUCUCCAAAGAAGAUGCUUUUGCGUGUAAUUAGUUCCUUUCAGCACGGCGGCUUGUUCGCAUUUACUGAUAGGAUCCAGACGAAGCCUCCCUGCCGCCGAAUGCAGCUUCCCUGCCUCUCUCCUUCCCAUGAAAUUCUGUCCUGGAAGAUGUGGGACUCUGAGGAAUAGCCGGAACCGGGAGGAGGGGUUGCAUUGGCAAGGGGGGGGAUUGGUGGAAAUUGCCAGUUCAGUCGGGAUCCCGGGGUACCCUUAAAGGAUCCUCUGAGCCCCACAGUGGUGCUCACAGAGGAAAGGGGCUCCUGUUAACUGCAUGUGCUUCCCUCUCCGUCAGCAUUUCUUUCCCUCUUUUAUACUUCAAAAUUACACACACACCAACAGGAGGAUGCCUGUUCUGCCUCUUCAUGAGUCACUGAUCUAUUUAUCCCUUGAGCUGCCUCCCCCAGGGCGUGGCACUGAGGUAGCAAUGCGUUACAGUGCCUGGAGAAGGGCGCUCUGACUCUCAAAAGCUGGCCCUCUGAAAAUCCGAUUGGUCUCUAAGGGGCCACUGGAUUCAAAUCCUAAUUUCUGGAUGCACGCGCACAUUGCGCAAAAGGGGACACAGCGAGAGGCAGGAGCCUGGGAAAACACGAAAGGGAUUUUCCCCCAUUGCUCUGCUGAUGAAUUUGGGGGAGUGCUGGGAAAAGACUCUUACAAAGUAUUUUCUCCUUUAGAAUGAGUGAGAUUCUGCUUAAGGCAAGGUUUUUCAAAAUAUAUCACCUAAGAAGUCUUUUGAGUUUUUCCCCAUAAAAAAACUGGGAAAUCUUAGGAACCCCUGGAAUGGGGGGGGGAACCCCCCCCUUUUUUUAGUAUGAAUAAAAUGCAAGACAAGGUUUUACUCAAAAGAUGCAGUAUGAAAAUUUUUAUGUAAGACAAUCUACAUCAUUAGAAAAUAAUUCCUAUGUAUAUUUGAUAAAUACAACAUUUUCAGUCAUUUUUUGUUCAAAUAUGCUCUGUUUAAUAAUACAUUAUUAAAGAGCGCAGAGUUUUCAGUGUCAAACUUUAUAACUCCGUAUCCCAUUAUGUUGGUAGUCCUACCUACUGUAACUUUGAGUGUUUCUGCCCACAUAAUAUACUUUAAGACAGAAUUCAUUUUCUAUCUUCAACUUUUAUUUUUUUUCUCCUACUUCUCAGAUGGCAGAAAUUAAGGUAAAUGGGGCUCUGCAGGGCUUUUUUUUCUGGGGGAAAAGUGGUGGAACUCAGUGGGCUGCCAGCAGAGGGGGCAAC